AGCAGUCACACGCCCCGGCCGGCCCCCAAUCACCCUCUCUCUCUCUCUCUCUCUCUCUCUCUCUCUCUCGUUGCCGCAUCCGGAAGAGAAAUUCGAGCAACAAUCGGAGCGGAGGGGAGGCGAGGCGAGGCGGCCGGCCGAGGGCGACGGCGACGGCGAGGGGAGGCGCGAGGCGCGAGGAGGAGCGCUCGAAGUAGUAGCUACAUAUAGCUAUGGCUGAUCCGCUUGCUCCGGAUGCUCUGCCUUCCGUGCAAAUGGUUGAUUGGAGACCCUUGUGCCUAGCAGCGAGGCCAUCCCUGUUCCUCGUCCUCCUCACACCCUUGCCUGGUAACCGGAAAGAGACCAAGAGGCUCAUGGACCAAGCCGGCACCAAGUCUGAGCAAGAGAAGAGGGCAAUUCGUAGAUUGAAGUGGUUAACAGAGACCGGACUUGCCUCGCACAUCGACGCCCGGUACCUCUACGUGCUCACAUGCGCCCACAUCGUCGACCACCUUUUUCACGCGGUGGACAGCCCAAUCCAAGCAGAGAAGGUGCAGGAGCUGUUCAGGGUCGAGGUCACCUGCCACCACGCCGAGAGAGCCUUCAUCGAGGGGGGGAGGGUCGGCGACCGAGCCUACGCGCCGGCGACAGUGUGCGGGAUCAACUGCGCCAGCGACCUCAUGCUGCUGCGCGUCGACCUCGGCGACCUGCCCCUGAGGUUCAACGACGACGGGCAGAUGGAGGCGUGCCCGCAUCCGCACCCGAUCCCGCACUUCUCCCCAGAGCAGGUGCCGGCCGCCGCCCAGCUGAUGCUGCUUUCUUGGCCCGAGUUCCGGCCCUGCACGUUGGCCACGGGCCUUUACUGCAUGCAGCGGUUUCUGCCUGACAUGAGCACCAACCCUGUUGGAUACGAUCUCUUUCUUCUGGAGGCGUACAUGGGAAGCCAGGGGGGCUCCUCAGGAGGGCCGCUGUUCGAUUCUUUCCGGCGGGUCAAGGGCAUCCUUCACGGCGGCUCUGGCGGACCGCACUCCCACUUUAUCCCGUCCAGAAUCAUUCUCCCUUUCAUCCAGGCGUACGCGGUCCCUCCAAAGCCUCCAGCCCCAGCUCCCUCUGCAGAUGACAAGCCAGGUCCUCCUCCGGGGCCGGGAGAUCGCAAGCGCGGCCCCCCAAAAGAUGACAAGUCUGGUGGCUCCAAGCGACGCCUGUCUUCUGGUUCCCAAGGCAAGAGCAGCAAGUCCGCUGCUGCUGCAGGUGGGUACGGCCGCCGGCAAUACGUGCUCAAUCCCGGCGAUGACUGUUAUUGAUGAUGCAUUCUAUUCUAGACCCAGUCCCACACCCAGACUGAGACGAUCGACGCCAGACAAAAACUCCGACUUGUCUGUUUAUUUGGUUCCCAAGACGGAGAGCAGGUCCGCUGCAGCAGCAGGUGGAUCCCGGCGAUGCUAGCUGAGAGAGAGACUACCUACCCUACCCUACGCUACCCAGCGAGAUGAUCGACGCCACUUAUCGGUUUAUUUGGUUAUUAUCCAUUCUUAGUAUCCAUCCGAGAUGGACGAUAAAAAUAGAUCGACGAUAUAGUGCGUGGUAAUACUACCUCCUUCCGAGUUUAUUGGACCCCUUCGUAUUUUGGUCCAAAUUUUGACCAUUUAUAUACUAUUAAAAUAUAAAGUAUAUGCUAUAAAAAAUUAUACUGUUGAAUUUGCAUUUGAAAGAGCUUUCCGACAAUAUAAUUUUUCUGACAUAUAUUUUACAUUUUGUUAGUUAAAUGUUUAACUCAAAAUUUAGCCCAAAAUAAGAGAGAGGUAUAUAUUUAUAAUUGUUUAAUUCCAAAACUUGUUUUGCGCCCGUGGGUGGAGCCAAUACUAGUCAGGUACAAAGUUUUAAAUAGCGCGCUAAGCCUCUUAGCGGCGGACCUCUUCUAAAUGCUAUAGCGUGCUAUAGCGAGCUAUUUAAAAUGUUUGCUCAUGUGUUUGGACAAAAGACCUUUAGCGUAGGACCUCUUUUAAACGGUAUAGCGUGCUAUAGAGGAGCUAUAGCGGGCUAUUUAAAACCAUGGUCAGGUAUCGUCCGGCAGUCCACUUUUUCCCCUUGGCUUCUCAGCUCCGCGACCUAGAUAGAUAGAUAUAGAUGGCGCUCAUCUUCAUCAGCUUCUCCAACCGAUCGGAGGGAGGGGGAGGCCUUGCCGAUGUCGUCCGCCGGCCGAACCGGCCUCCUCUUCCACCCGUUGUCCUCGCCGGCGGGGUGCCUGCUGGAUCGUAGCAACUACUUUGGCUCUCCACGACCUAUACUUGACUUGCCUUAACCAUAGUCAACAUGUAGCACUCAUGUCGAUUGUAAUGUUAGGUUCAAAUUAAUCAACGUGGAAGAAUGGAUAAUUAAAACUUGCUUAUCCCACUUUCCUUUUUUUUGCGGGAGUGUUUGUCCAUGGUUAAGAGUUAGGAUUCCCUUGUUUACACUAGAAUUUUUCAGUUUCCUCCAUUAAGAAAAAAAAAACAAUGGUAUUGUCCAUGACUAGCAAAACAGAGCGGUUAAUUGCCUUAUUGUGUGUCCAUGACUAGCAAAAUAGAUGU
This is a messenger RNA of Triticum aestivum (bread wheat), 2549 nucleotides long. RefSeq lists its product as uncharacterized. NCBI's taxonomy places the organism in Eukaryota, Viridiplantae, Streptophyta, Magnoliopsida, Poales, Poaceae. The transcript has 2 exons. Bases 213 to 1283 code for a protein of 356 amino acids. The record is from RefSeq and is a predicted model, not a curated record.